CCCAGCAGCCAAUUGACUGUCGUCAGCCCGUUUAAUUUCCCAAUUGGCGAUCGUCUCGGAGCAGUAGCCUUAGCAAAACGCUUAACCUUCCACGCACAACCGCAUCUCAGCAGCAAUGGCUUUCUUGAGAUACGCUCUGCCGGCUCUGGCAGCAGCUGGCUCGGCCUUCGCCCAGAGCAACUCGUGCAGCACCUCGGCCACUUUGACAGUCGUUAGCCCGGCCGAUGCCAGCGCUCUCUCGUCCUGCACCACCUUCUCCGGCAGCGUCGCCAUUGCCACCGAGGCCGCUGGUGAUUUCAGCUUCCCGAGCGUGCGCGAGAUCACUGGUGACUUGACGGCCACUGGCGCCACCAAUGUCACGUCCAUCUCGGCCGACAGCAUCGAGUCCAUCGGCGGCACCUUCGGUCUGGACAACUUGCAACGUCUCAACACCCUCAACUUCCAGGAGAUCACCUCCGUCGGCAAGCUCGACUUCUCGGGUCUACCCAACUUGAACACGCUGAACUUCCCUCAGAACAUCCAGUCCGCCCAGUCUCUCAACAUUCAGAACACGUUCUUGAGCUCUCUGAACGGCAUCAAUCUGCAAUCAGUCGAGUCCAUCUACAUUGCCAACAACAACUUGCUGCAGGACAUCAGCUUCCAGGUCUCCAACCUGACUGGCACCAUCAACGUUGAGUCCAACGGUGAUCAGCUGAAGUGUGCUUUCCCCAACCUCAUCACUGCUGCGAACAUCACCUUCCGUGACGUCCCAAGCAUCUCGAUCCCGUCCUUGACGAACACCACUGGCUCUCUCGGAUUUUACGAGAACACCAUCACCACCAUCAACGCUCCCAACUUGACAACGGUUGGCGGCACCCUUGCCAUCAACACGAACCCCAAGUUGACCAACAUCUCCAUGCCCGUUCUCCAGACAAUUACUGGUGGUCUUCAAGUGCAAAACAACACCAUUCUCGAGGAGGUCACCUUCCCAGCUCUGACUACCAUUAGCGGUGCCACCGACAUGUACGGAAACUUUACCUCAGUCUCUCUGCCUGCUCUCAAGGACAACCGUGGUGGUUUCAACCUUCAGUCCACUGGCAACAUCACCGCGUCUUGCGACGUUUUUAACAAUGAGCAUGGCCAGUCCUCCGUCAUCAAGGGCAAGUACCAGUGCGCAGGCUCCCUCACCAACCCGGGCAACAGCUCCACCACCGCCACAGGCUCUGGCUCCUCUUCUACCAAGAAGUCGGAGGCUGGUGACGUCCGGAUCAACGCUGCGGCUAUGGGUCUUUCCGGUCUUGUUGCUGCCAUGUUCGCUUUGUAAAUGGCUGGGGAGAGUAUCCUGCUGCGCUCACCUUCCGCGUACUUUGUUUUCUUUGCACAGGAACGUACACGAAGAAGAGCAGGGUGUCUGGGUCCGCUUUUUUUCAACUAGCAAAAUCUUAGGGCGUUUCGAUUCUCUUACCCGGUUGCGCAAUCAAAGUUCCUUCCUUUUGAUUCUAUUUGCUGAUAUACUUCUUCCUGCGUUAAAUGGGCAACGGGCAACUCGAAAUUGGUAUAGACUGUAAUAAUUCUACUUGCCCAUCUUCCGUCACCAUGGAUUGGUGAGAAGGUGUGGUGCAUCGUCCCAGAGAAAACCCUACUAAUUAAAAUCGGAUCACCGACGAGCAUACUGCAACAAAAAUUACUUCAUUGCUACAACAGACCGCUGCUACUUCCACCAACACUUUCUCUGACAUGAGGUGGAGCGCCGAGUACCUCAAGACCUUCGGUGGAGAGCCGAGGGCGGACGAUACUUGAUGGGGCUUGAGAGAGCUCUCUUCGCAAUCUUCUGCAGCGUCUUGGGAGACUGGGUUCUUCACAUCUGUCAAUGUGGGUGUUUUGUAUGUCUCGACAAGGAUGGACGUUUCACGGAGGUAUUGCUGGUGACAAAAAGUACGUUCUUUGAUUAAGAAGUAUGUCAAUUAGCGAGAGUAUUGCGGAUUAUGUGUGGAUUAAUGUAGCCGAGUUUGAACCACGUCCGAGUUCAUGACCCGUGUGCCCUUUGUACUUUUUUGACAGUAUUUGUGUAGUGGUUCUGAGCAAACGUGCCUGUAGCUCCACGUUUGAUCAGUCUUAAGGGGGAGGGCUUUGAAGUAACUUUUACUCGCUCUUCUUUCAGCAUGUUGCCAUCUUGAUUUGACCAGAAAGGGAUAACGAUACGUAUUGACGACAAGGAAAGCCUUGGUCGAUGAACUGAA
Molecule: messenger RNA, 2219 nt
Organism: Verruconis gallopava
Lineage: Eukaryota; Fungi; Ascomycota; Dothideomycetes; Venturiales; Sympoventuriaceae
Exons: 4
Coding region: 116-1303 (395 amino acids)
Biological process (GO): fungal-type cell wall organization
Cellular component (GO): plasma membrane; fungal-type cell wall
Source: RefSeq, a predicted model, not a curated record